This is a messenger RNA of Chara braunii, 3369 nucleotides long. The record is from the annotation of a GenBank genome assembly. Lineage: Eukaryota; Viridiplantae; Streptophyta; Charophyceae; Charales; Characeae.
GGAAGACGAGAGGAGCGGGCUGAUCUCCUCCACCAUGGAUGGGAACUUUAACAAUCAGUUUGGGGAGGCCAUUGACAGAAGGCUUGGAGGAGUGAGAGCGGAAGCCCAACGAAGGGCGGCAGUCGGGCCGCCACCCCCUGCCACGUUCAGGCUAUGGCAGGAAAAGGAGGAACCACCGAUUGGGGUAGAGGAAGUGGGGAGCGACGAGGAAGUGACUCAAGGAACACGUGGAGGAAGUAGGAGGGAAGAGUCCAUAAUCAUCGAAUCGGAUGAUGAAGACGAGGAAAGAAGGAUGGAAUCGCCAUCCGUUUUAUUGGGGAAGAUGGAGGACCUACUGAACAAGGUGGGAAGGUACCAGCAGAAGUUGGUAGACCUCUGCGACGAAGUAAAGAGAUGGAGGUCUAGCAUCCCCACGGUGUUCCUCUAUGACUCCGGCCCGGAGUCAGCGCCUGGGCGACCCGGAGUAAAUGUGGUGGGGUCGUGCCCACAAUCGGGAAUGAUGGGGAGACCCCUCACUCCGCAGGCCCGGCUUGCACAGGCAACACAAACGAGAAGUCAAGCCAAGGCCAGUGCCAACCAAGAACCUCCGAGAAGGGAGCCCGAACCGGGAAAAAGGAAAGAGGCAGUGAAAGUAGAGGAUGACGAUGAUGAAGAGGAAGAAGACGAGAGGCUGCGUCGAGAAGAGGAUCAGAGAGCGGAGCAGCGGGCAAGGAAAAAGGGGACCAGGGGAGAGGCCGAGUUGGUCAUAUGUGACGGACCACCCAAAAGGAAGAAGUACGCGGUUCGGUUGGAAGAGGGAUUUGACGUAGAGAAAGUGAUCGACCGGCUACUGGAAGGGCAUAAUGACCUCAUGACCCUGAAGGAAAUCCUAUCGUCGGCCCCGCGGCUCCGCGAUGAACUAAAGGGGAGAUUGUCGCGGUGCCUGGUGCCCAAUGUCCAUCUGGGUACGAUCCUGCCCAAGGAGGCUGAGUGGGCGGAGUCGGGUACGAAAAUGGACUGGAAGUGUGUAGCCUGCGGCACGGUGAAUUUGGUGGUGAAGGGUUCCAAGUGCGCAGCAAUGGUGGACACUGGGGCGGAGAUGAACAUUAUCCGAGAGGAGGACGCGAUCAGAUUCGGGCUAGAUAUAGACCGUUCUGACUGCGGUAUUCUCCACGGAGCCAGCUGCAAGGCCGUAUUUUGUGGGACAGCCUUGAAUGUACUCAUUGAGGUUGGAAAGGUGAAGGCCCGGGCUUGUUUCUUCAUUAUGCCAGACGUGGAUCACGGAAUCCUCCUAGGGAGGUCAUUCCUGAGUAGGACGGAGACCGUGAUGUUCAAUAAGCAUGAUGGGACGUUAAUUCUCCUCCUAUGCGACCCUGCCUGCGGGAAUUACGAAAUAAUUACCUGCAGAAACACAAGACCAAGGAGUAUAAGGAACCGGCCCAACCCAGGAUCCUUCACGAUCGAAGAGUCGGAGGGCGAGUGCAGGAGGCUUCGGGCAGAGCCGGAAGGAGAAGAGGAGGUGAAAGCGUUUUUCCUUAGCCUAUCGGACGUCGGGAAGGCCAUGGACUUGGUGGCCGCACAUGAGAUGGCGGAUACGGAUGUCAUCCAAGCCUUGAGGGAGUCUGACUUUACGAAGACAGCCAUGCCAAGAGGAGGGAGGGGGACACGGCCGCCUCGGAGGCCGUUGGGGGCAUCAGGAGGAUAUGAGCAGCAUGGGCCUCGUCAUCGAGAGAGUACUCUGGUGUACGAUGAUGGGGACAUCGAGCUAUUCCUGGACAGUUUCUGGGAGCAUGCGAGGCGUAUGGGCUGGACAGUGGCCCAGACAAUCGAGAGACUGAGGGGAGCAGGCAGGUUCGAGGAGCCCAUUGCCAGGAUUCGUAGGGAGGCGACGACGAGGCAGAAGGUGAAGACGAGGAUGGAGGAGUUGCGACCCUCGCCUGUGGGACCAGAUGGCAGGCCUAUCCGUCUAGAGAUUGGAAAUGUGGCAGAUUUUAUCCCUGCCUUCGAGUGGUUCAUGCAGGGGCAGGUGGAGUUCCAUCGGUUUGCCGAAGGUGGAUUGAGGAGGUCACCAACACACACACAGGGGGAGUCGCCAGCGUCCGAGGAGCCUUUGAGGGAGUUGGAGGCGCAUUUGGAUAUCUCUCAGUGGAGAGCGUCGCCUCGGGGUGAGGAGCAUGGAGAGCCGGCAGAGGAGGCGCCGCGUGAGGAGGUGCCACGUAAGGAGGUGCCACGUAAGGAGGUGCCACGAGAGGAGGCACCGGCAGAGGAGGUGCCACGAGAGGGGAUGCCACGAGAGGAGGUCCGGGAUACUCAGCGAGAGAGAGGACUAGGCGAUGAUAGGAGACGUGCAGGGAAGGAAGUGAUAGAGGUUGGAGAGGAUACGCCCCCUCAGACGCCAGCAGUGGGUUUGAGACUUGGGGAUGCACCAGGGAGCACUCGCCAGGCAGGGGAGAGGGUGCAGAGAGAGGAGGCCCCAUUGCCCUCAUUAGAAAAGGCUCCUUCGCUAGAGAGGAGGGCAAAAAGAAGGAGAGAGAGGGCAUCUGUAAGGAGAGAAGCCUUGACCUUGAUUGACAGGCACCUAGCAGCUCAUGCCCUGGAGCACCCAGACCUGGAGGAGCUAGCACCUGCAGAGCCGCGCCAGGAGCCGUGCCAACCGGAGCAGGAGGUAGAGACAGAGAUUCCAAAGAGGGUCAACCUCCGCACGAGGGAAAGAGCGUCAGCUGGAGAGACGCGCGAAGAAAAGAGGGCAAUAAGAACCAGGAGGAUAGAAGAGAUAUGGCAGGAGAGGCAGAGGUUGGAGGCGGCGGGGGAACUUCCGGAGCAGCAGCAGGAGAGGCAGAGAUUGGAGGCAGCAGGGGCUCUCUCGGGUCAGCUACCCAACGAGCCAGCAAAGGCCCCAGAGAUCCCAGAGAUGUGGAGGGACUUCUGGGAGCGUAGAGGAGAGGAGCUUCCUUCGCCAAUCAGAGUGAGGUUUGGGAUGGCAAGGAAGGCAGAAGAAAGGUUGGAUCGCAAGAUCAAGUUCCUGGCCAAGACAACUUUUGACCGACACUUGUUGUUGGAGAGCGAUCUGGCAGGGAAGAAGAUGAAGGAAGCAAGCCAUGGAGUACGCCUGGAGGCUAUGGAGAUGGAAAUUCAGGAACUCAGGGCAUUGGUGGCCAGCCAGGCAGCUAUCAUCGAGAGCAUGAGGCAACGAUCUCAGGGAAGGGCGGACAAGCCGGAGAGCAGCCGGCAGGGAGAGCAGAAGCAGCCAGGACAUGGUUUGCCAGGACAACCAUCUGCAGCAGAGACUUGCUAGGAGCCACCUAUGGGGAGAGUUAUCCUGGAGCCAGAGGAGGCGAGAGCCCAGAGGGAGGCAGAGAGAGAGGCCUUCGAGUUCAGAGCCCCUACUGA